This is a messenger RNA of Athalia rosae (coleseed sawfly), 2362 nucleotides long. It is a transcript of the gene eIF2Bepsilon, whose product is annotated as translation initiation factor eIF-2B subunit epsilon. Lineage: Eukaryota; Metazoa; Arthropoda; Insecta; Hymenoptera; Athaliidae. Gene Ontology annotation, molecular function: guanyl-nucleotide exchange factor activity; translation initiation factor activity; translation initiation factor binding. The transcript is spliced from 2 exons. The record is from RefSeq and is a predicted model, not a curated record. Bases 168 to 2138 code for a protein of 656 amino acids. Gene Ontology annotation, cellular component: eukaryotic translation initiation factor 2B complex.
UUGCGCUCAAGUAUCAUGAGCAACGAGAAUGAGGGUCAGUACGUACGAGAUCGAUCUGCAUGUGAAAUACCGCAAAUAAGAAUAAAUCAUUGUCACCUGUAGAUACGACUGUGGUUUUAUCUCACGCCUGUUAGAGAAGAAAACUGUGAGAAAGUUGCUCGUCAAAAAUGUCAAAGAAAAUAGCAACGGAAUUGAAGAAGGAGGAUGUCUUGCAAGCUGUUGUACUUGCAGACGAUUUCACUGUGAAUUUGAAUCCCAUGCACAAUAUAUUUCCGAGUGUAUUAACGCCGGUUGUAAAUAUCCCGUUGUUGGACUACCUGACAGAAACUUUAGUUAAAUGUGAAAUACAAGAAUUAUUCUUAUACUGUAGCAAUCACAUACAACUCUUGAAGAAGUAUAUAAAAAAUAAGAACUUCAAAGACCUCAAUGUACACCUGAUCAUUUCUGACGGUUGUCGAUCGCUGGGCGAUGCUCUAAGAGAUAUUGAUACAAAAGGCUUGAUUCGAGGCAAUUUCAUCCUUAUUAGGGGAGACGCAUUUACGAAUGCAAAUCUGAAAAACCUACUUGAUUGGCAUCGAUCCAAAACAAAACAAGAUAAGGGGGCUGCUAUGACUCUAGUAUUACGUGAUCUAGGAUCUAGCAAUGUCUCCUCUCAAGAAAAUGAAACUUGUAUGAUAGCCGCUGAUAAUUUGAAUAACAGAGUAUUAUUUCAUCAGAAACUUAACGUUGAAGAUAAAAAGGUCAAACUAGAAUUGCAAUGGUUUUUAGACCAUGACCAUGUUGGAAUACACAGCAGUUUACUAGACAGUCAUAUUUACCUAUGCUCUGCCUUAGUCCUGCCUUUAUUUUCUGAUAAUUUUGACUUCCAGACAAUGGAAGACUUUAUUCGGGGCCUAUUGAUCAACGAGGAGAUUUUAGACUCUCGAAUAUACUGGCAGAAACUGAACGCUGAAGAGUAUGCACUGCCUGUUACUUCUUGGAGAGCAUACGACACUCUAAGCCGUGAGAUUCUUCAGAGACGAGGGUAUCCUCUAACCGCAGAUACCAUGCCAAGUACUAAAAAUUUUGUAUACCUUAGAAGGAGUACCUAUAAGCAUAGAAGUGUGACUUUAGCAAAAGGUUGCACAUUGGAGCGUGACUCGAUAAUUUGUCCCAAUAGUAAACUUGGAGAGAAUACUUAUAUAACGAGUUCAGUAAUUGGUGAGAAUUGUAAUUUGGGUAAUAAUGUGAGGGUAGAAAAGUCGUACAUACUAGGUGACGUCACCAUUUGCGAUAAUUGCAUAAUAAAAAACUCUGUCAUUUUCUUCAAUAGUGAGCUACAACAUUCAGUUGAUAUUAAUGGUUGUAUAAUAGGCCCUAAAUUGAAGCUGAAGAGUAAAAGUACUUAUGUAGAUUCUGUUAUGCAAUUGGAUGGUAAGGGUGGUAUAGCUCAAACACCGAUGAGCAAAGCAAACCCUGAUACAAAUGAGGAUCUAUCGUUCUUCAAGUAUGCAGAUGCAGGCAAAACAAACUCAGAUCAUUCGGAUUUUGAUGAUGGUAGCAGCAGCGAAGAAGAGUCAGAUUUAGGAGCUCCGUUACCUGACGAUACGCACAUGUUUCUGACAGAAGUAAUUGAUAGUUUGUUACGUGGGUAUCAGGACAAAGUGAAAUGUGAAAAUUUAAUUUUAGAAAUUAAUUCUUCAAGAUAUGCUUACAAUGUUAGCAUACGUGAAGUUUCCUACAAUGUAGUCAAGGCUAUCUUGAGUCUACCGUUACAUUAUCUGUCUGAGAUCGGCACUGAUCACUCUACAGCAAAUUAUCAGAAAACGCUGAAACAAAUGCUUGAAUAUUUUCACACGAUUCUUGCAAAUUACGUAAAAACAGAAGAUGCGCAGGAGGAUUGCUUGCGAGCAAUCGAAGACACGGUCGCUACAAAUGAAGAGGUACUGCUCGGUGCCCAGCUUUUGUUUAAUUAUUUCUACAAUCGAGAUGUACUGGGGGAGGACAAAAUUCUCGAAUGGUAUCAGCUGAAUGAUGACGAUGAAGAUGACAUGCAAAAGGAAGUAAGAUCCAAAAUCAGAAAAGUUGUCCAACCGUUUAUUAAAUGGUUACAAGAAGCUGAAGAGGAUUCUAGCGAAGAAGAGGAAGACAGUGAUUAAGUCAGACUUCUGAUAUAUACAUGAGUGAUACCGAUGUACAGACCCCCAUGGAUUUCUCUAGACUUACCUUAGCAUGAUAGACGUACCAAGUCUUUUGAUUUUUGCGUACUCUGGAUUCUUUGAUUUUUGUUUUCAAGGAAUUCUUUGGUCAUGAAUAGGAGUAUGUUACUCCGGGAAGCGAUUAUAUAUUUUAAUUUUUAAAAUAAAUAUUAUUUUAUUAUUCA